Molecule: messenger RNA, 1777 nt
Organism: Thalassophryne amazonica
Lineage: Eukaryota; Metazoa; Chordata; Actinopteri; Batrachoidiformes; Batrachoididae
Exons: 7
Coding region: 231-1061 (276 amino acids)
Source: RefSeq, a predicted model, not a curated record
UCCACACUUCAACAGUAGGUGGCGGUAACGCGCCUUAGUGCUGGUUACCGCUCGCCAUAAAAUGAUAGAGGAAGAAGAAGUUGACAGCUGUGCAGGUUGUAGCUUCAACUGAACUUUAAACGUCUUAAAUGGAUUCGACUUAAUGAUACACAUAACUAAUAAAAGUCUGAAACCGGACCUUAAGGACUGCGACAUUUGGUGCUUGCUACAUCCCAGAUGUUUGUGUGACGAUGGGUCUCUGGCAGCCAGUGACUAACCUCAGAGACUAUGUACACUAUAAUCCUCCAGGAGUUACCUUUUUCCUCUGCCUGUUAAAUUUGACACUCUCCUUCAUCUUCAUCAGCUUCUACAGUUAUACACAUACCUUACCCAACCCUGAUGUAGCAAAGGACUGGGAUCAGCUCCUGUAUUCCUUAUCACAGGUCCAUCUGUGCAUGAAAGCCAAUGUGAGUUCAGCUCAACUAGUCACUCCAGUCCCCUCUCCUUUGAAGGUCCAGGAAACUAAGAGAAAUCAUUUGAAUAACUCUCCAAAGACUCGUACCCCUGUCACACAUUUAAAUGUUAAAGUUCCACUGACUGUGAUAACUAAUUCUGCUGGCAGCCAUCUAGAAGGCAUUGGACUAUAUACAAGCUUAGAAGCCAGCCAACUCAGCCUUGCAGGCAAUGAGAUCGUCAAUGUGACAAUAAAUGUUCUGUCUGGAAAUGAUACCUUCACUUGCCUCACCAUAAGUGCUCCAACAUACCUCCUACCCUUGGACCUGCUUCCUCCAGAUUGUCCAGUAUCUGGGAAAUUCCCUCCAUCAAUCCACGCAGAAGUGAGCAGAAGUGAGCCUGUUGCAUCACAUAUUUGCUACAGUCUGCAGGCUCAGCAUGACCCCACUCUUACAGUCAUGUUAACACAGGAGCAACAACAAGUAGCAGUACAACAUCUGCUGGAAGUCGGUGUGUGUCUGCUUGGAGUUUGCUUGAUACUUUGUUUAACUGCUAGUCUGACACGUUCACUAAUGCCCUACCGUCGGCCUGGACUGGAUUUACGAAAAGAAAAUUUGCUCAGCCCCUAAAGAUUUCAUCUACUUUAUCCUGAAGAAACUGGUUGAUGGUGGUCACUGUUGUUGUGAUUGUGCCUUAAAUAGGACAUUGAAAAUGUACAAGGACUUUAUCAGGACGAUAACCCGAGGAACUUGUAUGUGAAGGACUAUUGUUGGUUUGCUAGGCUACUGUUACAUUUCCUGAAUUCAGUGAUAUAAUUGUGUGGUUUAAUCUCAAAAUACGUGUACUGUUGUACAGUCUGUCAUCAAUCUGUGAUAUGCAGUGCUUUCCAAGGGUUUUUGUCAUUUACUUUCUGUCAGAACUGUUAUUGACAUUCACACUGUAAAAUUGGAAGAAAACAGGUGUGAAGUUGUUCUGUUCAAAUGUAUAUAUUUGUAAUAUAAUGAGAAUAGGAUUUUUACUUUCCAAAUGUGGAACCCAACCUGUGUUAGGGCACAAAUUAGAGCAUUUGGGUUGCAAUAAUAAUAUUAUUCUCUUUGCCACUUUUGCCGUGGUUCUUGAAAUUAUGACUUUGGUUAAAUUCCUAGGUUUUCAGGUAUGAAUGGCGAAUGGCAGUAACCAAGUCUAACAUUUAUCCUUGCUGUUUUUGAUUGUGUAGGAAUGUUCAAAACCUUAGGACUACACAUUGGUGAAGGUAUACUUGGAACUUAUUUUUUUGGCUGUAUCCGCUGUGGCGAGCAGCCAAAAUGACAACACAUUGAGUGAUCAUUGGCAACUGUUUCCAUUG